AUGAAGUAUCUUCAGUAUGGGUAUAUAUUGACAUUCCUAACUGCGUGUGUUCUUGCCAACUCGCAUGUCUAUGACCUCACCCCGGCAAAUUUCGACCAGGUGGUGAACCAAAGUAAUUAUACCAGUAUAGUCGAGUUCUAUGCCCCAUGGUGUGGUUACUGUAAGCAAUUGGAGCCCAUCUACCACCGAAUGGCCAGCUUCCUCCACAGAGACGGCAAGUAUGCUGUCAACGUUGCUAGAGUGAACUGUGACAAGGAUAUUAAUAAGCCUCUAUGCCAAGCAAACAGAGUUCAAGGGUUUCCUACAUUGAUUGUGUUCCGUCCACCCAAAUUCCAGCCUGGAAAAUCCAAGAAGGCACGUCAUGUUCCGGAGGUGUACAACGGACAGCGCACUUUGAAACCAAUGGUUGACUAUGUGACUUCGAGAAUCAAGAAUUACGUCAAGAAAGUACACAAUUUGAAGAGCGCUGGCCUUCCAGAUUGGCUUUCCAAGGGAAAGAAUCGCGAUAAGGUGUUGUUGAUCACUUCGUCUGCGGAUGUAACCCCGCUUUACAAGACUAUGGCUAUUGACUUUUUGGGCUCGUUGUCGUUUGCGGCUGUCACGGCGCAAAAGAUCCACGAGGUUCCUUCGGUUACUAUUGGCGGCGAGACCAUCGAGUUUCCUGUUAAGGAGGGCGACAACUUACCUAUUUUGCUUGUCUACAAGCCAUUGUCGAAGACCUUCGAGCGUUACACUGGUGGAAAUUUGAAGCUGAAGGAGAAAUUGGAAAAGUGGCUCAUGGAGGUGACAGGAGCAGUUCCGGGCGAGGGCUCGUUGGCAAAGAAGAAUUCGAGAAAGAAAGGGGAAGGAAGACGGAAGCGUUCGAAGGAUGAGUUGUAA
Molecule: messenger RNA, 879 nt
Organism: Sungouiella intermedia
Lineage: Eukaryota; Fungi; Ascomycota; Pichiomycetes; Serinales; Metschnikowiaceae
Source: the annotation of a GenBank genome assembly